Molecule: messenger RNA, 3970 nt
Organism: Octopus sinensis (East Asian common octopus)
Lineage: Eukaryota; Metazoa; Mollusca; Cephalopoda; Octopoda; Octopodidae
Product: zinc finger protein ztf-16-like
Exons: 3
Coding region: 1655-3181 (508 amino acids)
Biological process (GO): regulation of transcription by RNA polymerase II
Cellular component (GO): nucleus
Molecular function (GO): DNA-binding transcription factor activity, RNA polymerase II-specific; RNA polymerase II transcription regulatory region sequence-specific DNA binding
Source: RefSeq, a predicted model, not a curated record
AUUCUUUACUACUGCUACUAAUGUAGCAGUUAUUUUUGCUAGUAGCGUAUUAGUAGUAUAGUGAAGUUGUACUGGCGGCAGUUGAGUGAGUGAGUGAGAGAGAGAGUGAGAAAGAGCGAGCACUUGCUGCACACCAGCAAUUCAACUGCCACAGUCCAAUUGCUGUUAACCAAGAUGGCGCUGACGGCGUUAUGACGUCACAGUGUCUGAGCCCGACGGGCGGAGCUGGCUGCCCCCCUUAAGGAUAUCUGCACCACGGAUUCAGGUUCUCACCAAUGCUUUAUUACACGGCAACAUCGACUGGGAUUAUCGUUGGAACUUCUGUUAGGAAUUCUCUCUCACACUCACACGCUGUGUUUUCUUUAUCUCAUUUCUUUCAGUGUCUACUAUACACACUCUCACACACACAUAUAUGCAUACGAACACACACACACACACACGCAACUGACUGACCUUGUUUUUUUUUUUAAUCGAUACGAGGGGUUCUCCUUUGGGGUCUCCCGCUUAUUCAGACGUACGAGCAGAUGUACACAAACCCACAUGUUGAUGUCGAGCAAAUCUAAAAAUGCUUUAGUUACAUACACAUUUACUCUGUCCUUCUAAAAUGGCUCGGGUCGUUUUUAGUCUUAUUAACUAUUUCCACCCUGGUCGGUCGACGUGCUAGAAAUAGCACCCAAAUUCCCCUCUAAGCAUACCCUACCGUAUUAAACAAAGAAGAACACAUUGGACAACGCAGUCCUAGAUAUACAAUGUCUGAAAAUAAUACGGGGUGGUCAUGGUCAGAACGCCGUUGAUCAUAGGUCAACUCAUUCACGGCUGACUGGGCUAAACAACAAAUCUACUCCAAUUUCAAAGCGGUUUCCCCUUUCACGUCUACCGUCUGUAACUCCACCACCCCUCUGUCUGGAACACUGUUUGUUUACAAAUCUUUCAGAACACGCACGCAUUUUUUCGGAUACAGGUAUUUAUUUUCUAGCAAUGAAUAAGAACUGAUUGCUAGCUCUUGAAAUAACCUGUUCGAUUAAGAAUACCCUUAUAUAUAUAUUUUUGAAAAAGAUAUUCAGCCUUAUUUUGCCUUAAGAAAAGUAUAUCACGAUGAUUUCUAGGAUCUCCUAUUAUCCGACUAAAAUUUUAUUUUGUAUAUUCAACAGAAACAUCUCUCGUUCAACAACCUUCUUGUAAAUUGAUCUUUGAAGAAAGACAAAAGAAUCGACCAAACCUGCCAAGAAUAUAUAUAUAUAUGUAUAUAUAUGCUCGUUAUUCUUAAGAUAACUAAAACAUUUCAACUGGAUUAAAGAAAAUUACAAAUGAAUCAACGCAAUGUUUUCAAUUCGAAAUUUGGCUGAAUUUUGCCAUUCACGUCUGCCUUUCAAAUUUUGAUGUCUCCGAAUUCUUAAAAAUCCAUAAAUUAUUUAAAUGCUCGGUGAUCUGCUCUGUAGUAUACGUCUGGAUAAUUAUUGGUUUUUCAGUGUGUGAUGGUACUGUAAAUAGUGUCUCCGCCCCCUGUGACUGCCAUUACGGACCUUAAGGCCCCCUCCUUUGGUGUGCUCCACCCACCCGGAGUUGUGUUCAACCCUACCUGUUGGAAUGAUUCCUAAUGUGAACCUUACAAAUCGUCGCCUCUCGUCAGUUUAGCCCUAAACAAGGGGUGAAAAUGAGCCUUUACCGCUUCAGCAGAAUGGAACUGGGGGAAACGUCUGCCAUCUCUGAAGACAAGAAAUAUACAGUGCAGCUGGUGACCAAGUUCACAUGUAAAUAUUGUGCCAUGCAAUUUGCUUCGUUGCGGGAUAUGCAACUGCAUGUACUGUCACAUACUCACGGCAAAACACUGCAUAGUUGCACUGUGUGUGGAAGGUCUUACACAACUCCUUCGAAACUUCAACGUCACGUUCGUGUACACAGUGGUGAGAGACCCUACAUGUGCAAUUUGUGUGGGCGGCGUUUCACACGUUCUGACCAUGUCAAACAGCACAUGAAGGUACACCAGCCACACAGACAGAAGAAUAUGUGCCGUAUCUGUGGAGUGCGCUUUGCCCGUUCUUCUCUUCUUGGUAGUCACCUUCGUCGACACAGCAUUCUUCUAAUUCAUGUUUGUCGACGUUGUGGUGAGGGUUUCCAGGAAGCUGAAGAGCUGGAUCUUCAUAGAAAACUGCAUAAAAUAAAAAGUAACUUACGGCCGAAUGGACGACGACGUAGCCGUGGAGCUCCUGUAGAUAUGUCUGCAUUAACGAGCGGACCACCUGAUGAUAUCAACCCGAAAAUACCAUCUGAAGGGAAAUGGGUAGGCUGUGCUAGAUUCUGUGUAGCUCAGGUAUCUACCAGCAAUAGUAAGAUUAUCCGAAUGUCAGCAUCAGAAAACGAAGAUCACGAUGGCGAUGAGGCUUCAAACAAAAACGAGAUAGAGUUCAUUAAGCAGGAAGUACAGUAUCCUAGUAUGGAAUCUGAAGAACAACAGUUUUUAUCAUCUGAAAGAAGUAACUAUCAGAUGUCUAUUUCUACCAGCUACACCUUGGCCAAAUCUUUAGUAGACAAUCAAUUUAGAAGGUUUUCUGCUGAGUCAGAGAAAAUGGUUAUUCUUCCAAGUAGUACAGAGGCAAAUCAGGGAAUAUCGUUACGAAAGUCUGAAUCUGUAAACAACCAGUUUGGUGGUGCUGUCGUACCAACAGAGCCGUCAUCUUGUCCAGAAAUGUUGCGAAAUUCUCUGUCUUCACCUGAAAUUUCUCGACAAACACUGUCAUCGCCAGAAAUUUCUCAACAAAGAUUACCAUCACCAGAGGUUUCUCAUGAAACAUUGAGUGCACUUAGGGCUGUGAUUAAACGAGAACCUGGCUGUGCAAAAGAACAAGAUUCUCAAUAUCCAGUGAGUUUACUUGCAAGAAACUCUGUAGCUAUGUCCCAAUGUCCACCAUUCAUGAAAUAUCCAGAAGAUCUUUCCCAACAAACACAAAUUCGACAGAGAAAUAUUUCUAGCCCAGCAUCUGUAAAUGGUAAAAGGCUCAGUAAAUGUGACCAUUGUGGAAUGUGGUUUGAGGAUUUUGGAAUAUACAUGCUCCAUAGUAGCUUACACUCAGCUGAUGAAACAGAUCCUUUCACUUGCAGAAAAUGUCUAAAAAAGCUUGGAAACCGAUUAGAAUUCAUGGCUCACCUUGUUUGGCACUUGGAUCCAGAGCUCCAUAUUUAAUUUAAGAGGAUUUCUUCGAAUAAAAAGAAGAUACAGCUGAUACAACAGUUGUUUCCAAGCUGUUUUAAAGGCAAGUCCAGACUGUUAGCUAAUUCUAGCUACACUACAGAGAGAAAAGAAAAACCAUCUGAAAGCAUACACACAAUAGUUUCUAUAUAUUUUUUCUUUACAUUUUUUUCUUUUUGUUUAAAUAUUCUUUAGAAAUUCUAGAAAUGUUUCACAGAAUUUCGUACCUAUAAUCUUACUUUGUUAACUGGUUCCAAUCCCUUAUUAUAUUGUACACUUAAUUUCUGAUUAUCUCUUCCAAAGAAAAAACAAAAAGCAGAAAACUGAAAUGAGAAGAAAAAAAGGCAUUACAUUUUGUUGUUUCUUUUUCUUUCUUUUUUUUUUGUUAAAAUCAGUUGUUAUCGAUAUGAUUAUAUGAGAUUUUUUAUUAUUUGGGCAUUGAAAAUAAUAUAUAUAUAUAUAUAUAUAUAAAAAAAAAACUCAAUCAAAAUGAAUUUAUUAAUACCAAAAUUAUGUUACAACAAGUCUUUCAGGACUAAAACAUCUAGAAGAAAAAGGAAAAAGAAAAGGAUUAAAUGAAUAAAAAAAAACAAACAAACAAAACCAGCUUAAGACUGUCUUCUCUAUAUCCUGAAGUUCAGAUGAACUAAAACAAACAGACAUUUUUCUAUCAUGUUUGGUUCAUAAGUGUGUAAUGAGUGGUAGUCUUUUUUUUUUUUCCUUUUUACUUUCUACAGCACUCCCUGAUAUAUAAUCCCCCUCCCCCUCCCUUCCUGCCGCAAA